This is a messenger RNA of Durio zibethinus, 721 nucleotides long. RefSeq lists its product as uncharacterized. NCBI's taxonomy places the organism in Eukaryota, Viridiplantae, Streptophyta, Magnoliopsida, Malvales, Malvaceae. The record is from RefSeq and is a predicted model, not a curated record.
AACCCCAAAAAACAAUCAACAAAAACUUCAAAGCCCAAGGAAAUAUAGGAUAGGCCUAAAACCAUCCAAUAAACCCAGGUAGAGCGUGAAAUGUCUUAGGGCAGAUGUCAAGAUGAAAUGGCAUAUGGGCCUAAGAUCGGCUGAAACAUGACUAAAGUCAAAAUUUUCUUAAGAACCCAAAAUACUUCUGAAAUUCUUGUCCAGAAAAAGAAUAGGAAAAAGAAUGGCAGCAAUAACAAGCGCGGUGAUAGCUAUAGCAGGAGUGGUAUUAGGAUGGAUAGCAAUCGAGAUCGCUUGUAAGCCUUGCCUCGAGAAAGGCCGCCAAGCCAUCGACCGAUCUCUUAACCCUGAUUACGACCCUGACGACGAUAACAACAACAACAACAACGACAUUCGAGCCCCUCUCAACCCAAGCCACCCAGAUCUCGAAUCGCAGCCUGAUAAUAAUGAAACUUCUUCAUCCAUUUCAACCAAAGCCGUUUGAUGAUCGCUACAAAAGAUUUUGGCUUUUUUUGUGGCAAAAAAGAGUUGGACGUGUAUAACUUGUUUCCUUAUUGUUGUUGUUGUUGUUGGCUAUAUUGGGUAUAUUGGGUUUAGGAAAUUUUGUGGAAAAUUUUUUUCUUUCUUUCUGUUAAGACUUCCAGAUCAUAUCGCUGAAUGAAUGAACAUGGUUUUGGUAAUUCAUUAUGGUACCAUCCUUAUUACAUUAUAUUUGGACCAU